Gigantopelta aegis is the source of this 1989-nucleotide messenger RNA. Its product is annotated as probable tRNA N6-adenosine threonylcarbamoyltransferase, mitochondrial. The transcript is spliced from 10 exons. The record is from RefSeq and is a predicted model, not a curated record. Lineage: Eukaryota; Metazoa; Mollusca; Gastropoda; Neomphalida; Peltospiridae. Gene Ontology annotation, cellular component: mitochondrion. The coding region runs from base 39 to 1433 and encodes 464 amino acids. Gene Ontology annotation, biological process: tRNA threonylcarbamoyladenosine modification.
UCCAAUAUGUCUGCGCCCAUACGGCAUGAACUGCAAUAAUGUUUAGCAGUAAUUUGAAAUCGACUUCCCUACUUGUGCAACUGGCCACGGCUAAUGCUACAUAUUCUAAAUAUAGUUAUUGCCUGAGAAGACUAUUGCAUGAUUUCAAUAACAUUUUUUACUCUGACAGAUUUACUAAAAAUGCUAAUAAAUAUCGAAAGUAUGCUAUUUUGAAUCAUAAGAAGUUUCGCAACUGUUCUAGUGUAGUAACAAAUAAAAGACUAGACAGUAAAAUUAACCAGAGCUCUAAGAGUAACUUGGUACUUGGAAUUGAGACUAGUUGUGAUGACACUGGGGCUGCAGUGGUGGAUCACCAUGGCAACGUCAUUGGAGAAGCUUUGCACAAUCAAACAAAAACUCACAUUCAAUUCGGUGGUAUUAUUCCCCCAGUGGCACGAGACCUGCAUAAACAACACAUAGAAUCUGUUGUUAAUGAAGCACUGUCAUCUGCAAAUGUCAAUUUACAGGAUCUGGAUGCUGUGGCGGUGACUGUGAAACCUGGCUUGGCUCUGUCACUGCGAGUCGGGCUGGACUAUGCUUUAAAGCUAGUAGAGAAGUCUGGGAAACCACUGAUUCCCAUUCACCACAUGGAAGCUCAUGCUCUCACUGCAAGAAUGAUCCAGAGAAUUGAUUUCCCCUUCCUAGUUCUGCUUGUCAGUGGCGGUCACUGCUUGCUCGCGGUUGCUAGAGGCGUUUCAGACUUCCUUCUCCUGGGUCACGGGAUGGAUGACUCCCCUGGUGAUGCGUUUGAUAAGACGGCCCGACAACUGAAACUGAAGAAUCUUCCCCAGUUUGCCGAAGUACCUGGAGGUGUUGCCAUAGAGACGCUGGCAAAGCUGGGAAACCCUAAAGCCUUCGCCUUUCCUCAUGUGUUAACACAGACACCAAACUGCCAUUUUUCUUUUGCUGGAAUCAAGUUUGCUGCCAAGCGGUUAAUAGAAUCAGAAGAAAUCUCACAAGAUGUAAGUGCGAGUUCAGUGCUGCCAAAUGCGGCCGAUGUGUGUGCCUCCUUCCAGUUCGGGGUGUUACAGCACCUGGCAAAACGAGUCCAGCGCGGAUUACUGUUUUGUGAACUAAAGGGACUUCUACCAGAGACAAACAAAACUUUGGUUGUAUCAGGUGGUGUUGCCAGCAACAAGUUCUUGCGAGCAGGCCUUGUCAAAGUGUGUGAUAAAUAUUCCUGUAAGGUCGUCUGUCCCCCGCCCAAACUCUGUACCGACAAUGGAAUCAUGAUUGCCUGGAAUGGAAUGGAAAAACUGUUAUCACAAGAAGAUUUUGCGCAAGAUCCUGAAAAUGUUGAUAUUCAACCAAGAUGUCCUCUGGGAGUUGACAUUUCCGAGGAAGUAUCCAACACAGCGUUAAAAUUACCAAGGAUUAAAUUGCUUGACACAUAAACAUUAAUUGUGUAUUCGAAACUCUAUUCCGAUACAAGGAACAUAAGAGGCAAGAACAUUUUUAUGAAUAUAUUUCGAUUCUCAGAUACUUCACAACCUUAUACCUGGCAUAGUGGUGUGACUAGAAUGGGUUAUCAGCUGUUUGUGAACACAGUUUCAAAUACAUAAUCUAGAAGCCCUGCUGAUACUAGCUGUUUUAAAUGUUGCAAAAUGGUGUGCAUGUUUCAAGUCGUGUUAUGCCUGUGACGCUGCCUCUAGGUGUAUACACCAAAUCAUACCCAGUAGAAGACAAUUGUAACCUAUGUGGAUGAAACUGAUAAACAUGUUUUAAUAUCAUGGAUAUAAAUAGUGCUAGCCCUCACUGUGUAAAUAAAUCGGAGAAAGAUGGAAGGGUUAAACUGCUAGUUUUACACAUAAUGGAUGCUCAAUUUCCCUCGUUCCCAGUGGUAAAGCGCUCGGUUUGGGAUCGAUGCCCAUCAGUGGGCCCAUUGGGCUAUUUCUCGCUCCAGCCAGUGCACCACGACUGGUAUAUCAAAGGCAGUGGUAUGUACUACCC